This is a messenger RNA of Formica exsecta, 778 nucleotides long. It is a transcript of the gene ND-B14, whose product is annotated as NADH dehydrogenase [ubiquinone] 1 alpha subcomplex subunit 6. The record is from RefSeq and is a predicted model, not a curated record. NCBI's taxonomy places the organism in Eukaryota, Metazoa, Arthropoda, Insecta, Hymenoptera, Formicidae. The transcript has 3 exons. Gene Ontology annotation, biological process: response to oxidative stress. Bases 242 to 610 code for a protein of 122 amino acids.
AUCUAGCGUUGAUACAAAUAUUAGCUGCGCGUGAUGUUUUGUUAUUCUGAUAUAUAAUACGGACAGUAACAAUAAAUUAUAAUUGAAGUAUUUUUAUGUAUAUUAUACGACGCAUGUAAAAUGAAAUAAAUUUUCUUAAUUUUUUUCCUAGUAUAUAUUACGAUUAUAACCACAAUCUACGUAAUCGUACUCUGGUAUAACUUGGUGCUUGGUCCAGGUUAGUCAAUCAAAAUUGAUAAAAAUGGCAUCUCAAACUUCGGCUGCUGUUCGUCAAGUGAAACCAAUUUUAUCCGUUAACAGAGAAGAUGCACGUGGAAAAGUGCUUAAGUUGUAUAAAGCAUGGAUUCGUCAGGUGCCAACCUCGUUGCUAAGCUACGAUAUUCCCAAGAGUGAAGCGGAAUGUAAGAAAAAGAUACGUGAAGAGUUCAAACGUCAUGCUCAUGUGACUGACUUAAGGAUUAUAGAUCGGCUUAUUAUAAGGGGUCAAAUGGAACUGCAAGAAGUAGCUAAUGUUUGGAAACCUAAGGGAUCACUUAUGUAUUAUUGGAAGGAAACAUGGGAAAAGAAACCAACUGAUUUCAUGUCAAAAUUUCUUAGGGGUCAAGAUUAAUUUACUCUGCCAUUAAUUCGUAAAAUGCAUCUUUAUGAUUGCAUUAUAGAAAUAUGCGAUUGCAAUAAUUUAUGUAUAUAUAACAUGUAAAUAUAUAAAGAUUUCAUCUCUGACUUGGACAGAUAGACAUUUUAUGUUGUAAUUAUCUGUGAAAUGAAAGUUAACAGC